UUUUUUGUUGAAGCAAUAAGCCAAUUGAAUGAGGCACAGAUUAAUUCUGUGAAGGAGAUUGGUUUUGAGAGUGUCUUGCAUUACAAAAUUGAAUACAUUCCUAGUAGAUUAGCAUUUUCUUUGUUGAAGAGCUUUGAUGAAGAAAAGUGUAAGAUAAAGCUUUAUAAUGGGAAAAAAAUUCAUAUCACGGAAGAGGAUGUGGAGCUUGUGUAUGGAUUUCCAAGAGGUAACAUUACUUACUAUAGAGAGAAGUGGAAAAGUAAUGCACCUUUCAUGAGGGAGUUAGCAGAACAAUGCGAUACAAAACCAGGAAAUGUGAACCAUAAAGCUGUUGAACAACUUAUGUUAGCAGAUAAGGAAGGAGGACCACAGUUCAAGAGAUUGUUCUUGGUCCUAUUAGAAUCUGCAUUGAUUGAGCCUUCAACAUGUGGAAUGAUAAAAUCUAAGAUUGGAGAGAUAGUUGAUGAUUUGGAUAAUGUUAGAAAUAUCAACUGGUGCUCAUAUACAAUCUCUGUGCUCAAGUUUGCUAUUGAUAAUUGGUCGAAGACAGAGAAGAACGCCUUUGCAGGACCACUUCCCUUCCUCAUGCUCUACUACUUAGACAGAGUUACACAAGACACGCGUCCUGUUCCUCGCACAUUUCCAUUAAUGAAAGGAUGGAAAAGUGAGCAUCUACAGGCUAGAGAAGAUAGAGAGACAAGUGAAGGAGUUUUUGGUUUAGGACGUAUAAAGAAGAGAUAUGUCCGUACUCUGGAGCCGCACGAGGAAGAGAAGCAGGAGGUUGAGGUGGAUGAGCAGAUGCCUCAACAACAGAUUCCUGAUGACUGUGCAGUUGGGUCUUCCCAGAACCUACUCCCAAAAGAUUUCAUACAGGAGGAGCAGCAGCAAGGGAAUGAAGAAAAAGUGUUGAUGUAA
Molecule: messenger RNA, 915 nt
Organism: Salvia splendens (bonfire salvia)
Lineage: Eukaryota; Viridiplantae; Streptophyta; Magnoliopsida; Lamiales; Lamiaceae
Exons: 2
Coding region: 274-915 (213 amino acids)
Source: RefSeq, a predicted model, not a curated record